Messenger RNA from Fusarium redolens, 3286 nucleotides. RefSeq lists its product as uncharacterized. The transcript has 5 exons. The record is from RefSeq and is a predicted model, not a curated record. NCBI's taxonomy places the organism in Eukaryota, Fungi, Ascomycota, Sordariomycetes, Hypocreales, Nectriaceae. Bases 400 to 3210 code for a protein of 936 amino acids.
AGUAAAUAUUUGCGGCCUGUUGUUCUGCGAUCCCCAGUUAUGCGCAUGCGCAAAACUACAGGAGAACCCCACCACCCUGUUUCUAUACCCCUGCUCAGCCUAUCACUCUAUACCCAAAUGAUAUGAUGCGACAUGCAGGUCGCCUGAACGCCUUGUAGGCUGCAGUUUGCGAACCAUGGCUCAAGCAGAAAGCCUAGCCAGCCGCUCCAGGCGACCCAGGGGCGGUUAGCAACAUUACCGAAACAUGGACAUUGAGCCACUUUGACGACAGUUGUUUUUUCCCUUUGUACACCUCACAUACUAAUCCGCGCAUUUAAUUCUUUACCGACUUAAUUGUACUGUACGAGUGUAACGCCGUCGCCUUGGCCCUAUCAAAGCCCAUUAUUAUACCCGCCCGCCAUGUCCUCGUCUAAACCGCCAGCUGCCGAAAUGGCACCCAGGACCAGGCCUGAAAAGAGCCAACAAACCACGGAUGCAAAGCCUCAAUCCUUGCGUGAGCGUCUCAAGCACAAAGGAAGACAUUACUUGAACAAAGCCCCGGGUUUGCUCCCCUCUUACACCAAAGCACGGCCUUCCUCUCGGUUGAUGUCUAAUACCCUCAAAGAGAAGAUGGCGGUUCUUUGGAAGGAAGGAAAUUCCUCGCCGACAGCGGACAAUGACCUGGAUCUUCCGAGGGACAAUAGCUCUACCGGUUCGAAUGCGCACAGCAUUGUACAAGAGCCGACCGGGUUACACCAACAUCCUGUAGAACAAACGGCCUCUCUCUCGGAUGAUCUUUAUUUGAAGCCAACGACAGACGGGACCGAUGCAGAGGGCCCUGCAGACAAACCCGAAAGCCAUCACCGAUGGAUCAAGGGCUAUCCGGGGGUGAGAAGGAAAAGAGUUACCUCGACGCCUAUCCUGCCUCUACAUUUGGGUGAGCUCACGGGAGUGGGUAGCCAAUACGACGUUGCCAACAGGCCGGCAUCUGCGUUGAUUUUGGGCCCGUACGACAUAGAUUUGAAAGAAAAAGACGAUGUUAUACGUCGGCGCAGCCUGAGUCAACCAGUGACCUCAUCUUGUAAUACAAAUAUCCCCGAGUAUGGCCAGAAUUUCUCUUUCGCUAAAUACAACCCAUCCGAACUCGACCUUCUGCGAAGACUUUCCGAGGACACAUUUCAAGCCUCGACGUCUGCCCGAGACUCGACCUUCAGCUUUACACGGCCUUCUUCCAUAAUCUCAGCAGCUAGCACCUACGACUCGUCCAUUGGCAGGGCCAGUUCCACGCCUUCCCGCAGACGAUCGCUAUUCAGAAAGACCCUGUCAUCCUCUUCAUCUCUCAACAUAUACCGUGAAUCGUUACGUAACUAUCGAGAUCAUGACAAGACUCCUGUGCCGCCUAUCCCGUACCUCGACCCGCAAACCAAGGAACGACUCUCGGCAUCGGCAAAUGUUCCAGUAUACCAACAACUCAUCGCUGCUUCAGAACCCACUGAGUCAAUCACGUCCCUUGUAUCAACUAAGGAUAGUUCGUUGACCGUGUCUGAUCAGGUGGCCUUGGCUGGUUGGGUUGCCCAGCAGCGUCGUUUGAACAAAGGUCUGCUCCUCUCUUCAUCAUUCAAUACACCAAAAGUACAAUCGUCGCUUGUUGGUGGACAGUUUCAGGUUGAGGAGAACCCCGACGAGGAGUUGAGCACCAUAGAAGAACGGCUCUCAGAUGCAGGACUCUCGAGUGAGUCGAUGCGUAGACUGAGUAUGGAUGAUCACGUUGAUAGAGGCCACCUCUCCAGCGCACGGAUCCAUCCAGCCAAAGGAAUGAUAUCAUCUACAGGGACGAGAACUGAGACCACAAUGGAUGUUCGUUCUGCAACUCUCUCUAGCAAAGAUGCUACGGAACAUGGGAAUACUCCUGACACAUCUGUGGCAGAGACUGAUACAAGCGAAACCGACGAGUCCAUGUCUGACGUCUCACGACAAACAGAUGAGUCUUUUGAAGAAGCUUUUCUCGCUGCUUCUCUGGACCCAGUCCUUCUACCUUCUGUCACCGCCUUGAAAGAAACAGUCACUGCACUGGUAGUCCAACGGGUUGUCGACUGGGUGAAAACAUGCUCGCCAGGGCUCAACCGGAAUACAGGCCCUUCUGACUCUACGCAAUUUAGUGGUCAAAAUGGUCCACCGGCUGAAAGUGAUGGCAAUAACAAGAAGAGGGGAAUCGAUGAUAGCGAGAAUGAAGGUGAUGAUACCAAUACUGGCGGCAGAGGAAACGGAGAUGAUCAUGAAAAACGUCGCAAAACAGAAAACGCGCCAUCAGGAUCAGUACCAAAUCUCGCCUGCCCCUUUGUUAAAGAAUAUCCCGGAAAGAAAUGGCCUCGGUGCCAAAAGGGCUGGCCAAGUGUACAUCGGAUAAAGGAGCAUAUUUAUCGUUCUCACAAAGCGCCAAUUCAUUGCAAGAGAUGUUUUACCAUAGUCAAGACAGAGAAAGAACUUGAUGCCCAUCUCCGUCAAGAACCGGCUUGCGAAGUCGUCAAUCCAUCCAGAGAAAUGCCAGGUAUCAAUAACGAGACUAAAGAGCGUCUCAAGUCAAGGCGGGGCAUCCAGAAUAUCUCCGAAGAGGAAAAGUGGAAGCAUAUGUACAAGGUUCUAUUUCCAGAAACCGAAGAUAUACCAUCACCAUAUUGUGACUUGCAAACCCUCGAGGCGCCCAUGACUGCAGAAGCGCGAGCUCAAUAUCGCAGCUUUCUCCGACAAGAAGUUCCUGCCCGUGUGAUACGAGAUAUAAACGCCAAUGUACGAAAUAUGCCAGGGUUUCAGUUUAGCUCCGAAGUAUCUGAGCGUUCGCUUUUUGAAAUGGUAUCUUCUGCAGUCUGGAAUGCCUUUGACGAAGUCUUGCCGAGCCUGUUAGCCCCAUCGGAGCGCAGGGAUUUCCCAACAAGCGAUACGCCAGUCACCGAGGUUCUGGCUGAAUCUCAGGAUCAGAGAUUGUCUGUUCCCUCAUUGGCUUUUCGGGAUGAGCCAGAUUUGUUAAAUUUAUAUCGUGAACUUCCCGUUGUCGGAAGCGAGGCAGCACAAGGCUUUGAUGAUAUAAGUAUAGAGGAUCCAAUUGCUGGCUUGGGCCUGUUGGAUCCUGGAAUUGUUCCAGCUAGAAAUCUGGACUUCGAAGAGUUGGGGGAGUUUGGGAAUAGUCUCAACCCUGUUGUUUAUGACUUUAGCUUUAACUUUCUGUCACAUUAAGAUAUACAAAGGAUAUAAUAUUAAGCCCUCUUAAUUAAGUAACUUUAUAAAAAUAAAUAAUAAUCUAUUUAAUAAG